AUGAAGAUCCCAACCCUACUCCAUCUCAUCCUUCUGCUUCUGCCUCUGCUUGCAGCUGUUUCCACUGCUAAAGAUUUCGAUUUCUUCUACUUUGUUCAGCAGUGGCCGGGGUCCUACUGUGACACCGCGAAGAGUUGCUGCUAUCCCACGACUGGAAAGCCAGCUGCCGACUUCGGAAUCCAUGGCCUUUGGCCCAACUACAAUGAUGGCUCUUACCCAUCCAACUGUGAUCCGGAUAACUCUUAUGAUGAAUCCAAGAUUAAGGACCUGAUAACUGCCAUGCAAGCAGAAUGGCCAACCUUAGCAUGCCCGAGCGACGAUGGCUCGAAAUUUUGGUCGCAUGAAUGGGAGAAACACGGCACCUGCUCCGAGUCCAUCCUCGAUGAGCAUUCGUACUUUGAAGCAGCUCUUGACCUCAAGAAGCAAGUAGACCUCCUUCAAAUCUUAAAGAGCGCAGGAAUUAACCCAGAUGAUGGAUCCUACAGUGUGAGGAGCAUCUCUAGGGCCAUCAAGGAUGCAACUGGUUUCACCCCAGGGAUAGAGUGCAAUGUGGAUGAAUCUGGUAACACCCAACUAUACCAAGUUUACAUAUGUGUGGACACUAAUGGAAAGGAUCUCAUCGAGUGCCCUGUGUAUCCAAGAAGCAAGUGUUCUUCCAGUGUCGAGUUCCCUUCCUUCUGA
Elaeis guineensis (African oil palm) is the source of this 681-nucleotide messenger RNA. The record is from RefSeq and is a predicted model, not a curated record. Lineage: Eukaryota; Viridiplantae; Streptophyta; Magnoliopsida; Arecales; Arecaceae.